CUCACGGCUGCUGCUGGAGGAAAAUCGUCACUACGACGUAAAAGUUUCUUUUUAAAAAUUGCAUUGUAUAGACAAAACAAACUUGCCUGACUCAAUUAUUUUUUUAUUUUUUUAUAAAGCGAAGGCGUUUAAAACCGGAUUUUCACAAUGCCCGUGACUAAUAAUAACAAUGCUUCACAUGCAAAAAAGGGCCCAAGUGUUCAAAAGGGACCCGUCGCUAAGUCAACCAAAGCCCCAAGUAAGAAAAAGGAUGAGGACGUGGCCGCGGACGUGGGUGAUGGAUUGGACGAGUGGGCUCCUGGGAAACUCCUUAAGCCUGCAGAUCAGCUGGAACUUACUGAGACUGAGCUGAAAGAGGAAAUUACAAGAGUCCUGACAGCAAACAACCCACAUGCUCCACAAAAUAUUGUCCGCUACAGCUUCAAGGAACGUUCCUUCAAAGCAAUCAGUGUUGUGGAUCAGUUGGCUGUUCACUUUGUGUUGGAGGGUAGCCUCUUGCAUCAAGACUCUGAUGAAGCUCGAAGGUGGAGGGUCAAGGAGGAUUUCACUGAAGAGAAUACAACAACUGAAACUGGAGAAGGAUCUGAUGAAGAUCAUGAAGAGACUCCGGCUACACCUGUAGAGGAUGGAGGAGAGGUUGAGGAAGCCGCAGAAGAAGACAGACCAGACAGCGCUGUCUCCAAAACUGACAAGGAAGAGCUGAAACUUAAAAAUCAGUUCAAUUUCAGUGAGAGGGCCUCCCAAACUCUCAAUAAUCCUUUAAGGGAAAGAGGGUGCCAGACUGAACCUCCUCCACGCAGCAAUUUCUCUGCUACUGCUAAUCAGUGGGAGGUCUAUGAUGCCUACCUGGAGGAGCUACAGAGGCAAGAAAAAAAUAAAGAGAAGCAGAAAGCUCCACAGCUGAAGAAAGAUAGUGAAAAAAUUAAGAGAAAGGUGAUGCUGACGGAGGCUCAGAUUGAUGAUAUCAGUAGAGUUGGCAAAGCGUCCAAGAUCUGUGAACGAAUGAUCAAUCAAAAUACAUUUGACGACAUAGCGCAAGAUUUUAAAUACUUUGAGGAUGCUUCUGAUGAGUUUAGGGACCAGGAGGGCACCCUUUUGCCUUUGUGGAAAUUUCAGUACGACAAAGCCAAAAGACUUUCUGUCACUGCCCUCUGCUGGAAUAACAAGUAUCAGGAUCUAUUUGCUGUGGGAAUGGGAUCAUAUGACUUCACCAAACAAGGUCAUGGCAUGCUCAUCUUUUACUCAAUGAAGAACUCUGCUUUCCCAGAACACAUUUACCCAACAACGUCUGGCAUCCUGUGCCUGGACAUUCAUGAGCAACACACCUACUUAGUGGCAGUAGGCUUCUAUGAUGGUUGUGUGGCUGUCUACAACUUGAAGGUGGAAGGAGUAGAGCCUGUUUACAAAAGUACUGCAAAGACUGGCAAGCACACUGAUCCUGUCUGGCAGGUGCGUUGGCAGAGUGAUGACAUGGACAACAAUCACAAUUUUUAUUCUGUGUCAUCUGAUGGCCGAGUCCUCUCUUGGACACUAGUCAAGAAUGAGCUGGUCUUUUCAGACAUUAUCAGACUGUCAGUGAAUGGUGCUGUCUCAGAGGACCCAGAGGGUGCACUGCUGCCCAGCAUUGCUUGUGGUACAUCCUUCGACUUCCAUAAGCAGAUUGAUUAUCUGUUCUUGGUUGGCACUGAGGAGGGGAAAAUACACAAGUGUUCCAAGAAUUAUUCAAGCCAGUUCCUGGAGACAUAUGAUGCCCACACCAUGGCAGUAGAUGCUGUAAAAUGGAACCACUUCCAUCCAAAGGUUUUCCUCUCUUGCAGUGCAGACUGGACUGCCAAGAUUUGGGACCAUACCAUAAACAGUCCAAUGUUCACCUUUGACCUGAGUGCAGGCGUUGGAGACAUAGCUUGGUCUCCGUAUUCCUCUACUGUGUUUGCUGCUGUGACAACAGUUGGAACAGUUCACGUCUUUGACCUCAACAUCAACAAAUAUGAGGCUAUUUGCCAGCAGGCAGUGGUGUCCAAAAAGAAAACCAAGCUGACACAGAUCGAGUUCAAUCCCAUCUAUCCUGUCAUCAUAGUGGGUGAUGACCGAGGGUAUGUCACCAGCCUCAAACUCUCUCCUAACCUCCGCAAGAAGCCCAAGAGCAAGAAGGGUCAGGAGCUGCCUAAGGGUCCAGAAGUGGAAGUAGCCAAGAUGGAGAAGCUUCUCAGUCUGCUGAGAGAACCGGAGAACAUCACAGUUUAAGGUGGCCAGCAUGGCGUCUCUGCUCAGCAUUGCAGCAUGGUACAAUUUUCAUUCAUGAAAGCCCCACUUCUUCCAUUCAGUGUUUGAAGUAAAUGACAUCAACAUGACAAGGGAAGUAUUUGUGUAUGUUUAUUAGGAUGCUUUCUCUGGAUGUAACAUUAAAUGUUGAUUAAUUAUUCAUAUUCAAAUAAAAACCCACUCGUUG
Melanotaenia boesemani (Boeseman's rainbowfish) is the source of this 2449-nucleotide messenger RNA. RefSeq names its product dynein, axonemal, intermediate chain 1, paralog 2 (gene dnai1.2). Gene Ontology annotation, molecular function: dynein heavy chain binding; dynein light chain binding. The coding region runs from base 148 to 2244 and encodes 698 amino acids. The record is from RefSeq and is a predicted model, not a curated record. Gene Ontology annotation, biological process: outer dynein arm assembly; cilium movement. Lineage: Eukaryota; Metazoa; Chordata; Actinopteri; Atheriniformes; Melanotaeniidae. Gene Ontology annotation, cellular component: outer dynein arm. The transcript is spliced from 20 exons.